CCUCUUUCCCCAGCAUUUCAGCAUAUUCAACUACUUGAAUAUACUCUCGAAUCCUAGUAUACAGUUGUCCUUCGAAUACCGUAAUCCAUUUGCGUUCCAACGACGUCAAAUCAUGAAGCCCGCCAAACCAAUUCUGAUAGAUGGCAGUGCCGGUGAAGGCGGAGGGCAGCUCGUAAGAAUUGCCUGCGGCCUUGCAGCUGUGACCACUCAGCCUAUACGCAUUGUCAACAUCAGAGAAAACAGAGACCGAGGCAAAGGUUUGAAAUCACAGCACGUUUCAGCAAUCCAGUGGCUUGCCACGGUAACCGAUGCCGAGGUAGACGGGCUGGAACUAGGCAGUCGCAAGCUCGAGUUUCGACCGCGGACGCCUCCGACAGCGCUGAAAGAGCGGAAGGUUGUCUUCAUGCCGGAUAGCCCUGGUGCUAGCGCGCUCCUCAUCUUGCAGGCCGUCUUCCCAUUCCUGCUGUUCGCUGGGAAUGGAAACGGCGACCCUAUUGAGAUCGAGAUUCAUGGGAGCACAAACCCCUCUUUCUCACCGUCGUACGAGUAUCUCGACCAGGUUUUCUUACCCACGCUAGAGCGGAGAUUCGGCAUCAUGGUUGAGCGACGACUGGAGAAACGGGCUUGGACUAUUGGGCCGGCGACCCAGGGCACAAUUUGGCUCAAGUUUCAGCCUAUACCUCCUGGACAGACAUUAAAAGUGGUAGAGCCAUGGAAUACCAAACGUCAAAAGGGGGAACUGGAUAUUAAGCGUAUUGACAUCAGCAUCUUAGUCCCAGCUGGCGUGCGGGAGCCCCUGGAGGAAAAGAUGGCUGAAAGGCUCUAUCACCAACUUCAAGCAACAGAUAUCAAUUUCAUCCUUAAUGAAGAUAGCGGUCAUGACGCGCGAAUGUACGCGCUCGCCGUCGCCCAUUCGGAAACGGGCCUACGAUGGGGUUGGGAUUUUCUCUACGAUCGACGAUGGAAAAAGAAGCACGCAACGACACUCGCCGAGGAAAUAGCCCAGGUGGUCUCGAGUCGACUGUGGGAACAGCUCGUCGUGCAUCCUGCUGCCGUUGAUGAAUACCUGCAGGAUCAGCUGGUGGUAUUCCAGGCGCUGGCCGAGGCGAGAACGACGUAUUGGAGCCGAGCAACCGAGGCGUUCGAUUCCGAUAAGCUACCGGAGCGCGCCAACGAUAUCGACGAUGUAGACCAAGCCCUUGAGGACGUACAUAUCGGCGAAAGAAUGCGACGGGAUAAAACGCAUGAACCAUUUGGAUUCGGUUCGACACAUGCGACAACGGCUAGAUGGGUUACGAGCGAGCUUCUGCCUAAGGUCCGGUGGUUCAACAACGGGACCAUUUGCGAAGGAGCUGGCGUUUCUAUACAACUACCUCAACUAUCUACCUCGACAGAAAGCAAGGCCCAUGGUAAUGAUUAACCUAGCUCCCCCUCGAGCCCCAGGCUAGAAAUCCCUAUGCGAUCCGAUAUGCACUAUCUCAAAUCAAUACCCUACCUGUAUACACAUUGUAACGCGAUAGACGAACUUACUCAUAUACAACUUGAGCACCCUUGCGCAUUCCACUUCCAAUCCACAUGCCCUGGUUCACGAUGGGAGCAUAUCUCGCGUCGCCAGUUUCCAUCGCCACCGAAAGCCGGAAUGAAUACGUCGAGGGAUCAACUGAAUCUGCUCUAACAGGAUCUUGUAGCGCUUGUAGCACCUCUUUCGG
Xylaria bambusicola is the source of this 1709-nucleotide messenger RNA. Its product is annotated as RNA 3'-terminal phosphate cyclase-domain-containing protein. Lineage: Eukaryota; Fungi; Ascomycota; Sordariomycetes; Xylariales; Xylariaceae. Gene Ontology annotation, biological process: RNA processing. The transcript is spliced from 2 exons. Gene Ontology annotation, cellular component: nucleus. The coding region runs from base 113 to 1420 and encodes 435 amino acids. The record is from RefSeq and is a predicted model, not a curated record. Gene Ontology annotation, molecular function: RNA-3'-phosphate cyclase activity.